This is a messenger RNA of Alnus glutinosa, 2912 nucleotides long. Its product is annotated as probable linoleate 9S-lipoxygenase 5. Gene Ontology annotation, biological process: lipid oxidation. The transcript is spliced from 9 exons. The coding region runs from base 150 to 2759 and encodes 869 amino acids. Gene Ontology annotation, molecular function: oxidoreductase activity, acting on single donors with incorporation of molecular oxygen, incorporation of two atoms of oxygen; metal ion binding; protein binding. NCBI's taxonomy places the organism in Eukaryota, Viridiplantae, Streptophyta, Magnoliopsida, Fagales, Betulaceae. The record is from RefSeq and is a predicted model, not a curated record.
CAUGUAGAAUAUGGCUAGCCGAUCUUCUUGAAGAUUUUGUCCAUAUAUAUAUUGGCUUCCCAGUCUCUCUUAAAGCUUACAAUCCUUUAAUUCUUCCGCUGCUGAUUUGGAUUGCAGUCUGUUCCAGUUCAGAGAUAGUAAAGAAAAUAAUGGAAAUGUUUUGUGGCAAGAACAAAAAGAAGCAGAUUCACAAGGCGGGUGAGAGCAAGAAGAUCAAAGGGACAGUGGUGUUAAUGAAGAAAAACGUGUUGGACGCCACUGACAUGAAAGCCUCGUUUUUUGAUCGGAUUCAUGAGUUCUUGGGCAAGGGUGUCUCCCUGCAGCUCAUCAGCUCUACUCAUCCCGACCCAGCGAAUGGACUGAGAGGGAAGCUUGGAAAGGUGGCAUACAUGGAGAAAUGGAUUUCAACAAUUACUUCACUGACGGCAGGAGAAGUUUUAUUCACGGUUACAUUUGACUGGGAUGCGUCCAUGGGUGCUCCUGGGGCAUUCAUUGUCAAAAACCAUCACCACAGCCAGUUUUACCUUAAGACUGUCACUCUAGAAGAUGUUGUUGGGCACGGCCGUGUGCAUUUUGUCUGCAAUUCUUGGAUUUACCCCCAACAUCGUUACAAAUACAACCGUGUAUUCUUCUCAAACCAGACCUACCUUCCAUGUCAAACACCUGAGCUGUUAAGGAAGUAUAGGGAACAAGAGCUAGUAAAUCUACGUGGAAAUGGAUCAGAGAGGAGGAAGUUUAAGGAGUGGGACAGAGUCUAUGACUAUGAUUACUACAAUGAUUUGGGAAGCCCAGGCAAAGGGGCAGAAUAUGAUCGCCCUGUUCUUGGUGGAUCAGAUGAGUAUCCCUAUCCCAGACGAGGGAAAACGGGUCGAAAACCAACAAAAAAAGAUCCCCGCACUGAAAGCAGAUUGCCACUUCUAAGUCUUAACAUAUAUGUUCCAAGAGAUGAGCGGUUCGACCACUUGAAGUUCUCAGAUUUUAUUGCCUAUGCUGUGAAGUCCCUAUUUCAGAUAUUACUCCCAGAGAUUAAAUCUCUAUUCGACAAAACCAUUAAUGAGUUUGACACCUUUCAAGAUGUACUUAAUCUCUAUGAAGGGGGUAUUAAGCUACCCAAUGGACCCACACUUGGUAAAAUUAAGGAAUGCCUUCCUUGGGAGCUACUGAAGGAACUCGUUCGCAAUGAUGGCGAGCAAUUCCUCAAAUUCCCAGUGCCUGAUGUGAUCAAAGAUAAUAAGUCUGCCUGGAGGACAGAUGAAGAGUUUGGACGAGAAAUGCUUGCUGGAGUCAACCCUGUCAUCAUCCGUCGCCUCCAAGAAUUUCCCCCAACCAGCAAGCUAGACCCUAAAAUAUAUGGGAAUCAAAACAGUGCAAUAAGAGAAGAGCAUAUAGAGAACAACCUGAAUGGGCAGACUGUAGAUCAAGCAAUCACAACCAGUAGGCUGUUUAUAUUAGAUCAUCAUGAUGCACUAAUGCCAUACUUGACAAGAAUAAACUCGACUACCACAAAGACGUAUGCCUCCAGAACCCUACUUCUACUGCAAGAUGACGGGACAUUGAAGCCGUUGGCGAUUGAGUUAAGCCUUCCACAUCCACAAGGGGAGCAUCGUGGUGCAGUCAGCAAAGUCUUCACGCCAGCAGAAAAGGGUGUUGAAGGCUCGGUGUGGCAGCUGGCCAAAGCUUACGCUGCUGUAAAUGAUUCUGGCUACCAUCAGCUUAUUAGCCACUGGUUGAACACCCAUGCUGUGAUAGAGCCAUUUGUGAUUGCGACAAAUAGACAGCUGAGUGUGCUCCACCCAAUACAUAAGCUUUUGCAUCCCCAUUUCCGGGACACAAUGAACAUAAAUGCCUUGGCUCGGCAGAUACUCAUCAAUGCCGGUGGUGUGCUUGAGAAAACAGUCUUCCCAGCUAAAUUCGCCAUGGAAAUGUCUUCUUUUGUAUAUAAGAACUGGGUGUUCACAGAACAGGCAUUACCUGAUGAUCUCCUCAUAAGAGGAAUGGCAGUUCCAGACUCGAGCUACCCCCAUGGCCUCAGACUUCUUAUAAAGGAUUAUCCCUAUGCUGCUGAUGGGCUGGAGAUCUGGUCAGCAAUAAAGAGUUGGGUUAGUGAAUAUUGCUCUAUCUACUACCCAACUGAUGACAUGGUCCAAGACGACUCUGAACUCCAAUCAUGGUGGAUGGAGAUCCGCAAUCAGGGUCAUGGUGACAAAAAAGAUGAGCCUUGGUGGCCUAAGAUGCAGACACAAGCCGAGCUUAUCCAAUCCUGCACCAUUAUCAUAUGGGUGGCUUCUGCCCUCCAUGCAGCUGUCAAUUUUGGGCAAUACCCUUAUGCUGGCUACCUCCCUAAUCGCCCGACAGUAAGCCGCCGCUUCAUGCCCGAGCCGGGCACCCCUGAGUAUGCAGAGCUUGAGUCAAACCCUGACUUAGCCUUCCUGAAAACAAUAACAGCCCAGUUCCAAACCCUCCUUGGUGUAUCACUGAUAGAAAUUUUGUCCCGGCAUUCAACUGAUGAGAUUUAUCUUGGGCAGAGAGAUACGCCUGAGUGGACUUCAGAUACUGAAGCACUAGCAGCAUUUGAGAGAUUUAGAGAGAAGCUGAUGACAAUUGAAAACAGAAUUAUAGAAAUGAACAAUGACAGCAAAUGGAAAAAUAGGGUUGGGCCAGUCAAGCUGCCUUACACCUUGCUCUAUCCUAACACCUCAGAUUACUCUAAACAGGGCGGGCUCACUGGCAAGGGAAUUCCCAACAGCAUCUCAAUCUAAAUGUCUAUUUUUGAAGCAGUUACCUUUUAGAAAGUAUUAGUGCUAAAUUCAAAGAUUUUCUGGUAGGUUUUUGUAUCCUCAUUUUUCCUCUUUAUCUUGUAAUAUAUGUACCUGUUUUUCUUGUGUAUGAAAUAUAUCUGCAGGUUUGCAAAA